This is a messenger RNA of Panicum virgatum (switchgrass), 1730 nucleotides long. RefSeq names its product 7-methylguanosine phosphate-specific 5'-nucleotidase A-like. Lineage: Eukaryota; Viridiplantae; Streptophyta; Magnoliopsida; Poales; Poaceae. Gene Ontology annotation, molecular function: magnesium ion binding; 5'-nucleotidase activity. Gene Ontology annotation, cellular component: cytoplasm. The record is from RefSeq and is a predicted model, not a curated record. Bases 16 to 1074 code for a protein of 352 amino acids. The transcript has 9 exons.
GCCCACCAUUUGGAAAUGCGGCCCAUGAUGAGCCCGCCCCUGCUCUCGCCGUCCCCAUGCCCUCUCCUCCGCUUCCUCCGCCUCUACCACGCCCCUCGCCGCCGGAACCCUACCGCCGCGCCGCUCCCUCCUUAUACUUUCCGCCGCCGCCUCCUGCUCCUCCUCCCGGCCGCCAUGUCCUCCGCCUCCACCACUGCCCCCGACUCCGUCGUCGCGGACCCCUGUGCGCUUGCCCGCAAGGUAGCCGCCAUCCGCGCCGCCGGACCCGCCAAGCUCCAGGUCAUCGCCGACUUCGACGGAACGCUCACGCGGUACUGGUACGACGGCGCCCGCGGGCAGAGUAGCCAUUCGCUGCUGAGGCAAGGGAACGAGGAGUACGAUGCCAAGAGGGUGGCGCUGUACGAGCACUACCACCCCAUCGAGAUCUGCCCUGACAUUCCACUCCCGGAGAAGGCCAAGCUCAUGGAGGAAUGGUGGGAGAAGACUCAUGGUCUCCUUAUUGAAGGUGGUCUUACAUAUGAAGAUAUAAAAAAAUCUGUGUUUGAUGCUGUAAUUGCUUUCAGAGAUGGUGUGGUGGAGCUCUUUGAGUACUUGGAGGAGAGAGACAUUCCAGUGCUGGUAUUUUCUGCUGGACUUGCAGAUAUAAUUGAAGAGGUCUUCAGGCAGAAAUUACAUAGACCAUUCAAGAAUGUUAAGGUUGUCUCCAACAGGAUGGUUUUCAACGAAGAAGGUCGUCUUGUAUCAUUUAAAGGUAAAACAAUUCAUGUCCUAAACAAAAAUGAGCAUGCCUUGGACAUGGCAGCUCCUGUCCAUGACAAUCUGGGGGAUCCAAAUGGAUCUAUUGAUGAUUAUUCAUUGGUGAGGAAAAGGACCAAUGUGCUGCUACUUGGUGAUCACAUUGGUGACUUGGGGAUGUCUGAUGGUUUGAACUAUGAAAACAGGAUUGCUGUUGGAUUCCUGAACGCCAACAUCGAGAAAUCCCUGAACGAUUACUCCAAGGCAUUUGACGUUGUGUAUCUGAAUGAUGCUCCAAUGAGGGGAGUUGUUGAGCUUGUGUCUGAAUUAUGUCCUUGAUCCAAACUUUUACUGCACCGUCAGAAAAAGGAUUUUGCCCCCCCUGAAUUUAGCAGCCACUGCAGUCUGCUCACCCAAAAAUCUGGGAAUUUCACACUCAUGCUAAUCACUCCAUGCUUGCUUCAUAAGAAGCUGUUGUACAGGCUCAUCGCAGGGCCAGAUAAACCCUUGAAACAAUGAUCAAUUGUCAGUUAUAAGCUAAUCCCCAUUCGUGUGAUAUCCGGAUUGUGCGCAUUAUGGAAUUUCAGCAUUAUUGUUACAAGCCUUUUAGCUGUCAUUUUUCAAUCUCCUAUGAUAGCUCAUUGAUUCUUGUUCAUGAAAAGGUAAUAUAAUGGGUGAAUUGUGAAGCACUACAGAGGUUAGCUGACCAGAACAAUUGCUGCAGGUGGAGGUGAGGUAGUCUUCAUCAUCUCCCUGAACCUACUCUACGCUGAUGAGAAUCUGAUCUAAGGCUGAUAUUGCUCUGAUUGCUGCGAGAUCUAUCUGUGGCUUCAACGUCACGCUUUACAUUCCCAUGCUUCUUCCACUUUUUUUUUCUGAUCAAACUUGCAAGAAUCAUGAGAUCACAUAAAGUGAAUGAAUGUAUCAUAUCGUGCAAAUGGCAUGUACAUCACAAGCUUUUGGGUCACAAGAUAUCAUGUACCAACCGGUUCUUA